UGAGGUAUUACCCAUGGAUAUUCCGUGUUGUUGUAAAAUCACCAAUACUACAUGUGAUGGCUCACGAUAUUUCGAAGUUAACACUGAUGAGGUGGACUGGUCUACGGCAAAUGCUAGCUGCGAAGAGCGUGGUGGAAAACUGGCAAAGCUAGACACAGAGACAUCAAAUACAUAUGUUGCGAACUAUAUAAAGUAUAAUAAUCUAGAUGACGAGGUCAGAGGUGGCUUCUGGAUUGGGUUGAACGAUAUUGACAAUGAAGGGACGUUUGGUUGGUUGGACGGGUCAGUUCUAGAAGCUGGUGUGUACAACAACUGGGGAGGUGGUGAACCAAACAACAAAUCUGAUCGCCAACACUGUGUUCAUUUGUGGAAGAAACGUGCAUUUCAAUGGUAUGAUGCUUAUUGUACAAGCAACAAAGGAUACAUCUGUGAAUACAACGCCCUGUGUGAAUAACAUAGUGCUUGUAUAGUUUCGAUCAAUGCAUGGACGAAAAGUAUAGUUCGAAUAUUAAAUAUACGGAAACUCUUAUCAUACUUAUUGGAUAUCUGACAUAUGCACGACUCGCUUGACUUCUUAUUAGUGUUCGUAACAUAGUAAUAGCAAAUGUUUUAAUUUAUUCUUCCUAUUUACGGUAUAUUUAAUAAAUAUCUUCUCAUCA
Saccoglossus kowalevskii is the source of this 659-nucleotide messenger RNA. RefSeq names its product von Willebrand factor-like. Lineage: Eukaryota; Metazoa; Hemichordata; Enteropneusta; Harrimaniidae. Gene Ontology annotation, cellular component: extracellular matrix. The record is from RefSeq and is a predicted model, not a curated record.